UUUUUUUAUAGAUAAAACAAAAACGGUUCCUUCCCUCAUAUUUUUACUUCAACGCAAAUUAGUCUAAUAUUCAAAUAACAAAAAUGUCGAAUAGCUUACUUGCAUUACCAGAAGAUUUAAGAAAAAUUUAUGAACACAUUGAUGCCAAUAAGACGCGAUACGUGGAAUCAUUGCGAGAAGCGGUUGCUAUAAAAUCAGUAUCAUCAUGGCCAAACAGCCGUUCUGAUGUUGGAAAGAUGAUCGAUUGGGUUGCUGAGAAACUAAGAGCACUUGGCGCUGAUGUUCAAUUGGCUGAAUUGGGAAAUCAAACUUUAAUCGAUGGCCAAACGCUUCCGUUGCCAAAAGCAAUUUUAGCUACGUUGGGUAAUGAUCCAACGAAAAAAACUGUUUGCAUUUACGGCCAUUUGGACGUUCAAGAAACAUCGAUGGAUCUAAUGGUCUAGUAGGCAAAGACGUAUCUGCAGCUGAACUUUAUGAAAGUAUUGAAGAUAAUUUUGUUGAAAUCGGAUACGAUAAAAGUUGUUUGAAGAAGGCUAUUUGCGAACUUGCUCGACAUCCAUUGCAC
This is a messenger RNA of Sitodiplosis mosellana (orange wheat blossom midge), 565 nucleotides long. Its product is annotated as cytosolic non-specific dipeptidase-like. Gene Ontology annotation, molecular function: peptidase activity. NCBI's taxonomy places the organism in Eukaryota, Metazoa, Arthropoda, Insecta, Diptera, Cecidomyiidae. The record is from RefSeq and is a predicted model, not a curated record. Bases 84 to 443 code for a protein of 119 amino acids. The transcript has 4 exons. Gene Ontology annotation, biological process: proteolysis.